Messenger RNA from Bacidia gigantensis, 1959 nucleotides. RefSeq lists its product as uncharacterized. NCBI's taxonomy places the organism in Eukaryota, Fungi, Ascomycota, Lecanoromycetes, Lecanorales, Ramalinaceae. Gene Ontology annotation, molecular function: FAD binding; oxidoreductase activity. Bases 1 to 1959 code for a protein of 652 amino acids. The transcript has 4 exons. The record is from RefSeq and is a predicted model, not a curated record.
AUGUUCUGUUUAAGGCCCAUCAGUAGCUGGACUACCCUUUUCAUUCUUUCCUUUACAGUAUCAGUACUAGCGGACUGCAAGAACAAGCCUGGUUCAGCUGGCUGGCCCAGCCCCGAGCAAUGGACAUCCCUAAAUUCCACUCUGCAGGGCAAGCUACUCAAGGCGCUACCUCCAGGAGGUGUUUGUCAUCAGGACCAGCCAAACUACAAUGAGGGUGCAUGCAAAGCCACUCUUGGUGCUUGGCUCACGGAAGACUUCCACGCUCAAAAUCCCUUCUCAUUUGAUUACAACGACGAUACUUGCUUUCCAGACGCCAGAGCCAACUGCUCCUUGGAGGGCUAUCCCAACUACGUCGUCGACGCUCGAACAUCGUCAGAUAUCGAGGCGACCGUCAAGUUCGCGCAGGAAUACAACAUUCGGGUGGUCGUGAAAGCGACCGGACAUGAUUACAAUUUCAGAUCCAACGCUCCCAACUCCCUGCGCAUCUGGACUCACAACAUGAAAAGCACCGUCUUCCACCAAUCAUUCACACCCGCCGGUUCUACCGGCGCCUCAAACUCGUCCUCCGGCUCCUCCGCCAUGACCCUCUCCGCCGGCACACAAUGGGGCGAAGCCUACAAAGCCGCGUCAGAAAACAACGUGGAGGUAGUAGGCGGCUCCAACCCAUCCGUGGGCAUCGGCGGGCUCAUCCUCGGCGGCGGCCACGGACCGCUCACGGCGCAGAAAGGGCUCGCUGCGGACCAAGCCCUCGAGUUCAAUGUCGUGACCCCGGACGGCACGCCGCGAGUCUGCAACGAAUUCCAGAACACGGAUCUCUUCUGGGCGCUCCGCGGCGGCGGCGGAUCCACCUUCGCAGUCGUCGUUGAUGUGACGGUGCGCGCGUACCCAAUGGAGCCCGUCACGACGUGGGGGUUCCAGACGAAUAGCACGAAUAACAGCGCGCUGUGGGACGCGAGCACUUACUUCCACACGCAGCUCGUGCAGCUGAAUGAGGCGGGUUUGACAUGCUACUAUUACAUCAAGCCCAGCGUUGGGGGGGACAUCGGCUCGCUUUACGGCAUCUUCGUCUCCUUUGGCGCUGUCAAUGCCACUGAGCUGGUGCAGCCGUUGCAGGCUGGCAUGCGGAAUGGCUCGUGGAGCGCGCAGAAUCUCACCACGCCUUUUGGUGGUAUUCCCAACCAAUACCCGAACCUCUACGCCUACACGGUUGGUGCCAAUACCGCAGAAGCCGUCGGCAACGAUGGCAGACUAGGUUCCCGACUACUCACGGAAGAAGCUCUGACCUCCGACCCAGCUAAGCUGCGCAUAGCGCUAGAGCAGAGCACGCCGCCGGGGAAUGUGCUGUUUGGGCAUUUGACGGCUGGGAAGGGCGUGCGAGAGGCAAGGCCCGCUGGGGGCGGUAAUGCCGUUCUGCCGGCGUGGAGAUUCAGCUAUGUGCAUGCCGCCAUGUCCGCGCCGUGGAGCCUCCUCAACAGCACCGCCGCAACCGCAGCCAUCCAAUCGAAUCUCCGCGACACGCGCGUGGCAGGGCUGCGCGAGCUCGCGCCAAACACCGGAGCAUACAUGAGCGAGGGCGAUCCCACAGAAGCGAACUGGCAGCAAGUCUUCUGGGGCGACAACUACCCCACUCUCCUCAACCUGAAGAAAAAGUACGAUCCCAACGCUCUGUUUUACUGCGUCCCGUGUGUGGGGUCGGAGCUGUACGUCGAACAGGACGGCGUGGUGUGUACGAAAGACGGGUCGAGAUUUGCUGCUGGAAACGGGACGGUGAGCGUGGGGAAUGGAACGAUGAGUGCCGGUAACAAUGAGACCGUGUCAGCUGCAGGAGAUGGAGUUGGUGCAAGCGCGGCGAAUGAUACGGCGUUGUUGUCUGGAAGUGCAAGGGCUAGUUCUAGUCAGAGUGGAGUGCCUAAGUCUUCAACUCGGGGUUGGGAGCAGGCGCAGAGAUUGUUUGAAUGA